CCUGUGCCUGAUCCUCUAGCACAGGAAAGGAGCGGAGUUCUGAGCUCCCCGGCGCGACGCGUCAAGUAGCAGCGCCGUCGGCCUCGGAGGCAGAGCCGGAAGCUCUACGGUUUGACCCCCCGAGACCCCCGGUUUUCGUAAGGGCUGUUUUCUUCCUCGCGACCCGCUCCGCCUCCUAUCCUCCCCCUUGCCCAGAGGCCGAAGCCUCCGGCCAGGGCUGGGCGGCGCAACCCAAGCUCCCAGACCCGGAAGAAGCGCCAUCUCCCGCCUCCACCAUGGAGCCCACCGCGCCGUCGCUCAGCGAGGAGGACCUAACUGAAGUGAAGAAGGAUGCUUUAGAAAAUUUGCGAGUAUACUUGUGUGAGAAAAUCAUAGCUGAGAGACAUUUUGAUCAUCUUCGUGCAAAAAAAAUACUCAGUAGAGAAGACACUGAAGAAAUUUCUUGCCGAACAUCAAGUAGGAAAAGGGCUGGAAAAUUGUUAGACUACUUACAAGAAAACCCCAAAGGACUAGACACCCUUGUUGAAUCUAUUCGGCGAGAAAAAACACAGAACUUCCUGAUACAGAAGAUUACAGAUGAAGUGCUAAAACUUAGAAAUAUAAAACUAGAGCAUCUGAAAGGACUGAAAUGUAGCAGCUGUGAGCCUUUUCCAGAUGGAGCCACGAACAACCUGUCUAGAUCAAAUUCAGAUGAGAGUAAUUUCUCUGAAAAACUAAGAGCAUCCACUGUCAUAUAUCAUCCAGAAGGAGAAUCCAGCACGGCCCCCUUUUUUUCUACUGAUUCUUCUCUGAAUUUGCCUGUUCUAGAAGUAGGCAGAACUGAAAAUACUAUCUUUUCUUCAACUACGCUUCCUAGACCUGGAGACCCUGGGGCUCCUCCCUUGCCACCAGAGCUGCAGCUAGAAGAAGAAGGAACUUGUGGAAACUCUAGUGAGAUGUUUCUUCCCUUAAGAUCACGUGCUCUUUCACCGCAAUGACAGUUUAUCGCCUUUUAAUGUUUUUAAUAAUGACAAAUGUUUUAAAGGCUAUGAAUCUUUUUAUAAAAUUGCUAUAAUGAUUUAUUUACAUUUAAUACAUGUCUUUUAAAGUACAAUGUAAGCAUACUUUGUAAAUAGAACUUUUAGAAUAAAAGACAAUACUUUUAAUGUAGCUAAAUGUAAAUCAUGUUGCUCAUGUACCUUUCAGUAUUUUCCAUUUUUCUUCCUUUUUUAGGUGUUUCUGUGUUUUCAAAUAUUUUAUAUUUUAAGACUAAUUUUAAUAGGGAAUAUUUCUCUAUUUGAGAAUAGACUCUGUAGGCUGAGAAUAAUGUUUCUUCUCAGUGUAGUUGUACUAGAAAUUUUCAGAGUCUAAUAGUCCUUUCCAACCAUUCAGCAGCACAUUUUCAGCUUUAAGCUGCUCCUAUUCAUUAGUAAAUCACUGAUGGGAAAACUGCCAAUAUA
Microcebus murinus (gray mouse lemur) is the source of this 1439-nucleotide messenger RNA. RefSeq names its product BCL10 immune signaling adaptor (gene BCL10). Gene Ontology annotation, molecular function: protein kinase B binding; transcription coactivator activity; kinase activator activity. The record is from RefSeq and is a predicted model, not a curated record. Gene Ontology annotation, cellular component: cytosol; CBM complex. Lineage: Eukaryota; Metazoa; Chordata; Mammalia; Primates; Cheirogaleidae. Gene Ontology annotation, biological process: adaptive immune response; positive regulation of extrinsic apoptotic signaling pathway; apoptotic process.